AUGAACUCAGAAUCAGCCUACUACAUGCUAUGAUUCACAGCGACCCAAAAUUACUAUUGAAAUAAGCCAAAAUCACUACUCAACAUCCGAUUUUGGAAACUUUGAACUCAAUACAUCAGUUUACUCAAGAAGAAAUUUGGUUUAUUUUUGAUCAGUUUGAUAGCGAAAAGAAAGGAUUUAAGCUCAAAAUCCCUCAACAGAAAUGUUUUAAUUUGAUCAGAAAAAUCAUUUUAUUUUAUUUUAUCAGAAAAUAUGAAUUAA
Blepharisma stoltei is the source of this 261-nucleotide messenger RNA. The record is from the annotation of a GenBank genome assembly. NCBI's taxonomy places the organism in Eukaryota, Ciliophora, Heterotrichea, Heterotrichida, Blepharismidae.